AUGGAUCAUCAUAAUAGUACUACAGAAUGUAAAAAAUUAUUAUCGUAUAUAAUGAGUAUUGCUGGUGAUUGUCGAUUAAUGGUUGCACAUGUAAUAUCCAAAGAAGAAGAAAAAUAUCGUGAACAAUAUCACAUGAUGAAUGAAGUUGAUCUUGAAACUAAAAAAGUUAUUGAUGAAGUAGGUAUUGAUGUUAAUUCUUCAAAAUUUGCAUGGGUAUCAGAAUUAAUAACAAAUAUUGAUCGUAAUCUAUUUGCUAGUGUACAUGCUUAUCAAUAUGCAAUAAAUAUAGCUCGAAAUCUUGGUGAUCAUGAAAAAAAACGUUUUGGAAGUGUUAGAAAUGAAAUGGGUAUUUAUUGGAUAAAUAAAUGUGCAUAA
Molecule: messenger RNA, 375 nt
Organism: Rotaria sp. Silwood2
Lineage: Eukaryota; Metazoa; Rotifera; Eurotatoria; Philodinida; Philodinidae
Source: the annotation of a GenBank genome assembly